Messenger RNA from Microthlaspi erraticum, 330 nucleotides. NCBI's taxonomy places the organism in Eukaryota, Viridiplantae, Streptophyta, Magnoliopsida, Brassicales, Brassicaceae. The record is from the annotation of a GenBank genome assembly.
AUGGUGGGACUAGCUCAACCAAUGCCUAAGAGGUGUCAAGGAGCCAGCUCGACCAACGACUCGAUCGAGCUACACAACUCGACCGAGGUCUUUUGGAGCAUUCUGGAGCAUAUUGGACAUGAGGAGCAUGGAGGGACUUGGCGCAUGGAAGCAGCUCAACUGGACACGCAAAGGAAGAAGGGAGAAGUCAUCUUGAAGACCAGCUCGACCGUCCACUCGACCGUUCCUACUCGACCAACCGGUCGAGUUCCUCAACUCGACCGGCCAAGCUUCAACUCGAUCGAGCUGGGGAGUCAAAGUCAAACCCGAAAAAUGUUGCUUCCCCCUUGA